Lepisosteus oculatus (spotted gar) is the source of this 1617-nucleotide messenger RNA. Its product is annotated as tubulin alpha-1C chain. Gene Ontology annotation, molecular function: GTP binding; structural constituent of cytoskeleton. Gene Ontology annotation, cellular component: cytoplasm; microtubule. The record is from RefSeq and is a predicted model, not a curated record. NCBI's taxonomy places the organism in Eukaryota, Metazoa, Chordata, Actinopteri, Semionotiformes, Lepisosteidae. Gene Ontology annotation, biological process: mitotic cell cycle; microtubule cytoskeleton organization.
GCAGCAAACUUCUCACAAUAGACUCCUAAAGGUCCCUGUGUGAGAGUUGACUCUGACAGAACUGUCUGUCUUUCCUCGUCUCUUUCUUACGCUCCAUCAGCGCAGCUCUUAAAAAUGCGUGAGUGCAUCUCUGUCCAUGUCGGCCAGGCUGGUGUCCAGAUUGGCAAUGCCUGCUGGGAGCUCUACUGCCUGGAGCACGGGAUCCAGCCGGACGGCCAGAUGCCCAGUGACAAGACCAUCGGAGGUGGCGACGACUCCUUCAACACCUUCUUCAGCGAGACCGGAGCGGGCAAGCAUGUCCCGAGAGCUGUCUUCGUAGACCUGGAGCCCACAGUCAUUGAUGAGGUGCGCACUGGAACCUACCGCCAGCUGUUCCACCCUGAGCAGCUCAUCACUGGCAAGGAGGAUGCUGCCAACAACUACGCCCGUGGGCACUACACCAUUGGCAAAGAGAUCAUCGACCUGGUGCUGGACAGGAUCCGCAAACUGGCUGACCAGUGCACAGGUCUGCAGGGCUUCCUGGUCUUCCACAGCUUUGGAGGUGGUACCGGUUCUGGUUUCACCUCUCUGCUGAUGGAACGCCUGUCUGUCGACUAUGGCAAGAAGUCCAAGCUGGAGUUCUCCAUCUACCCAGCUCCCCAGGUGUCCACAGCUGUGGUGGAGCCCUACAACUCCAUCCUGACCACCCACACCACCCUGGAGCACUCCGACUGUGCCUUCAUGGUCGACAACGAGGCCAUUUAUGACAUCUGCCGCAGGAACCUCGAUAUCGAGCGCCCCACCUACACCAACCUCAACAGGCUCAUCAGCCAGAUUGUGUCCUCUAUCACAGCCUCCCUCCGGUUCGAUGGUGCCCUCAAUGUUGAUCUGACCGAGUUCCAGACCAACUUGGUGCCCUACCCUCGUAUCCACUUCCCACUGGCCACCUAUGCCCCUGUUAUCUCUGCAGAGAAAGCCUACCAUGAGCAGUUGACUGUGGCUGAGAUCACCAAUGCCUGCUUUGAGCCGGCCAACCAGAUGGUGAAAUGUGACCCCCGCCACGGCAAGUACAUGGCCUGCUGCCUGCUGUACCGUGGUGAUGUGGUGCCCAAAGAUGUCAAUGCUGCCAUCGCCACCAUCAAGACCAAGCGCACCAUCCAGUUUGUGGACUGGUGCCCCACUGGUUUCAAGGUUGGUAUCAACUACCAGCCUCCCACUGUGGUGCCUGGUGGAGACCUGGCCAAGGUGCAGAGGGCAGUGUGCAUGCUGAGCAACACCACUGCUGUUGCUGAGGCCUGGGCCCGCCUGGACCACAAGUUUGACCUGAUGUACGCCAAGCGCGCCUUCGUGCACUGGUACGUGGGUGAGGGCAUGGAGGAGGGUGAGUUCUCUGAGGCCAGAGAGGACAUGGCAGCCCUGGAGAAGGAUUAUGAAGAGGUUGGAGCUGACAGCGUAGAGGGAGAGGAUGAAGGAGAAGAAUAUUGAGUCUUGCAACUAAAUGUAGCUUUCAGAAACUGUCUUCCAAAACUGUUUUCUGAACUUAAACUUUCAGCCUUUAAUUUUUUCUAUCCCUGUGAAACUUUUAAAGCUGUUUUGAGCACUUUUGUUGCAAUAAAUGUGAAUCUUAUUUAACAUGUG